This is a messenger RNA of Limulus polyphemus (Atlantic horseshoe crab), 2023 nucleotides long. Its product is annotated as MFS-type transporter SLC18B1-like. Lineage: Eukaryota; Metazoa; Arthropoda; Merostomata; Xiphosura; Limulidae. Bases 61 to 1497 code for a protein of 478 amino acids. Gene Ontology annotation, biological process: transmembrane transport. The transcript is spliced from 15 exons. Gene Ontology annotation, molecular function: transmembrane transporter activity. The record is from RefSeq and is a predicted model, not a curated record.
AGUAACACGAGUGAUUUCUGCUCUCACCAGGAGACGCUGUUAUUAAGCGCAGCUGUUAAAAUGGCUACCAACCAAAGUCAACCCCCAUUGGACACCGUCGACCAUGGCCCUCUUUUGGCUUCUCCAGGAAACAGAGAUCGAUUCUUAAGUUCUGCUGAUUCAAGAGUUUCCUUUUCCUACAACCAAACUGCUAAGGAGUUACCUACUACAAAGAAACUGAGCCGUAGACAACUUGUGUUUGUACUUCUCCUGGCUUAUUGUUACUUUUCCAUGGCCUUGUACUCGGCACUGUUGGCACCUUUCUUCCCUAAUGAGGGUGAAAAACGAGGACUGUCAGCCACCCAAUACGGAGCUAUUAUUGGCACGAUCGCCUUCGUCAUUUUUAUCAGCUCGCCUAUAGUACCAAAACUUGUUUCCUUCGCAAAACCAAAAUCCCUUAUCAACACGGGGAUGUUUGUAUCAGGCAUAUGUGGCAUUUUGUUUGGAUUUCUGGAUAACUCUCCACCGGGAACAACGCUAUUCGUCUUGGCAUUGGCAGUGCAAUUUGUUGCGGGUCUAGGAGCGUCCGUUGUAUACAACUUCGGAUAUCCAAUAAUGGCGAAAGAAGUUGUAGACAAUAGAGGAACAGCCACAUCUCUACUGGAAAUGGCUUAUGGUGUUGGUUCAAUGCUCUCGCCCACUGUUGGAGGUGUUCUGUACGAGUUCGGAGGAUUCAAAGCACCUUUCAUCUUCUUGGGAACGGCGUUAUUGAUAGGAUCCGUGUUAGUUUACUUCUUUCUUCCAGAUUCAGAUACCGAAAGUGGGUGCUCGAUGAAAGAAAUCCUAAGCAUGUCUCUACAUUUCGGGUUUGCUUUAGAUAUGGUUAUUUGCAUGAUUGCCAUAUCUGCUAUUUACUUCAACGACGUCACCUUAGAACCUCACCUGAGACAGUUCGAUCUACAGCCGUCGAUAGUAGGGAUAGUAUUCGUAUCAGCAGCCUUUACUUACGCUUGUAGCGCCCCCAUAUGGGGCUGGUUCUGUGACAAAUUGCCUAAUAUCCGUGUUACGUAUCCCGUGGCGACACUUGCUUGUAUCUUGUGUUUUUUACUUAUUUCCCCGGCACCUUUUUUUCACUUUGAACCACAACUUUGGAUAAUUAUUCUGUCCUUGUUUUUGCUGGGUUUGGGGGCAGAAGGUCAAACUAUUUGUGCUUUUAACAACGCUCUGGUAGAAACCGUAUCAAGAGGAUAUCCUGCUAAUGUGACAACGUUUUCUAUGGUGUCUGCUGCGUUCAAUUCUAUGUGUGCAUUAGGGAGUUUCUUGGGAGCUAUAGCAGGUGGUUUACUUACAGACUACGUUGGAUAUAUCAGUGGGACAGUUUUCAUGGUAGUAGUGGAGACUUUUCUUUUGGUACUAGUUGUUGGAAAGCUGCUCCUGGACAGGUACAGGAAAAUUGGACCAAAAUCCGAAACAGAAACACUUCUUUCAAUUUCUGUCAAAAAAACUUCCAUGAAAUAGCUUGGUGAUGGACUAGUUUCUUUAGGUUUUGCAGCAUGAAUACUCUCAGCUAGCAUUCUUUGUCGUUCAACAGAGAGAUUGUAAAUUGAUAAAUUAUGUAUAAAUCUACCUUAGAAAUACCAUACAUGAUAAACAAUAAAGCUAUGUUGGAAAGGCUAAUUAUGAACAACACAUCUACAAAUACUCUGGUUGCAUUCUUCAUGAAUCUGUUGUAUAUAUAAGAUUAUGUUGGAAAGAUUGCAAGUCUAAGACUUUAACUUCAAGAUACCCGUUUAAAGAUUGUUAGGAACACUGUGACCUGGUGAUAGCUGCAUGACUCAUUAUCUACAUUGUGACACUUCAUAAGGCUGUUUGAAAUACUGUAACUUUACAAUACUUGUAUAAUGUUUAACUUGUUGUUAUCUUAUCAUCCAUAUUGAGAUAUCCUGACAGGUGACUUGUUUAAUUUAUUCCAACACUAAUUUUCAGUUUGGUUUUGUAUUUUCAUAAGUAUUUAAAUAAUAAAUAAUUUAUUCUGCUUUCUGAA